AUUCUAAAUUUUGAUCUUGAUUGAGACGGAUCAGUUUUCUAAAUUAUAAAAUUAAAAAAAAAGGUUUAAAAGAAAAUUAAAAAAAAAAUGUGUGAUCAAAGUUGCCCUCCCAUCCCAUGUCCAUUACCAUGCCCAGAAGCGUGUCCACCAUGUUUAGAUCCCUGCUUGCCUUGUUUCCCAUGCUUCCCUUGUCCAUCGCCAUGUUCGCCAUGUCCACCAAAGCGUUGUCCAAGUCGAGAACUUAGAGGAAGUAUACUGAUCACCAAAUGUGAAUGCGUCAAACGAAAUGGUCUACAGCUAGAUUGCCCACGUCGAGAAUGUAAGGGACGUCCAUUAUGCACAGUGAGGCCAAUUCCAAGAUGCUGCACAUCAAAGUGGAUGUGGAGAUACGAAAUGGUUACAAUGGGAAAACCUUCAUUUCCUUCCCCAAUGACAAGCAAAUGUUCACCUUCUCCUAAUUGUAAUCCUUGUGCCUUUGAUCCUUGUGCCUAAAAUUUGCUAAAACUGAAGAAGAAGUUCGAUAUUGUUUAAUUAAAUAAGUCACAUGUACGGUUUUGAUAUUCCACAAAUAAAUUCAUUUCAAAAAUUG
Clunio marinus is the source of this 589-nucleotide messenger RNA. NCBI's taxonomy places the organism in Eukaryota, Metazoa, Arthropoda, Insecta, Diptera, Chironomidae. The record is from the annotation of a GenBank genome assembly.